Messenger RNA from Oppiella nova, 846 nucleotides. The record is from the annotation of a GenBank genome assembly. Lineage: Eukaryota; Metazoa; Arthropoda; Arachnida; Sarcoptiformes; Oppiidae.
AUGGGUUCUUCGUAUAUCGUUGGCACCAGUUUUGCCAUUCUUGUCACCCAAACAGUGAUCGCUUGUUUCAAGUUUGAAAAUUGGAUUUAUAUGUUCUGCUCGGUUGUCAUUCCAUCGAUUCUCAUGUUUGUUGUCCUCAACGAAUGCCCAGAAUCGCCAAAAUUCUCUUAUAUACUAAAAGGCGAUCAAACUCGGGCUCAAAAUGCAUUACAAAAAUUAAGAGAGAGUUCUGAAGUAAACGACGAGUUGUAUGAAUUGAAAGUCGAAUACCAGGCCAUUGAACGCAACACUCGAUUCGAGUUUUAUUAUCUCUGGAAUGACUCGAAGAUUAGAAACGCUUUGUUUAUAUCAAUAAUUGUGGCGAUGAGUAGACAUAUGACCGGAAUAUCUGGAGUUCAAGUGUUGGCCGAAUCUAUUUACAAGAAAAUGAUGAUUUCCGAGAAGAGUCAGUCAUAUCUAUCGAUCGCACUUCUUGUGGUCUCAUUCAAGACGUCUCUAAUAUUUGCAUUUCUGGUCGAAAGACUGGGCCGAAGAACUCUAUUACUGAUAGGACUGUUGGGAUUGUUCUGCGCUCUGGUAUUCCUCUCAUUCUGUUUGGCUCUUCGGGAAGAUCUGGAAGCUCUUAAUUACCUAAAUCUCAUCACUCUAUUCCUGUAUAUCAUUCUCUACUCGUGUGGACCCUAUUUUAUACCGCAUUUCUUUUUCGCUGAAUUAUUCCGGACUAAUUACCGGGCCAUUGGCGCCACCGUUUCAGUCGUCACCAUAUAUUUAGUCCCUCUUCUCAUCUCAUUUUGUUUUAUCUCAAUUCAGUUCCCGAAACUAAAGGAAAGACAAUCGAAGAAAUAG